Messenger RNA from Tinamus guttatus (white-throated tinamou), 345 nucleotides. The record is from RefSeq and is a predicted model, not a curated record. NCBI's taxonomy places the organism in Eukaryota, Metazoa, Chordata, Aves, Tinamiformes, Tinamidae.
GUGAGAGUUUUGGCCCGCAGGGUGCUAAGGCCACAGAUGCAUCCUUCUCCUUUCAAGACCUUCUGGAGAACAGCAUUUAUUACUUCCAGAGCGUCCACGAAAGCAUCGAGCCAACAAAUGAUGUUUUCAGCUUUUACGUGAGCAAUGGCUUCAGCCAGUCCGAGGUGCACAGCAUUAACAUCACCAUUCAGCGGCAGAAUGAUGAGCCCCCCGAGAUGAUGCUGGAGCCCGUCAGAGUGCAGGAGGGCUCAGGCGUGGUGGUUACCAACGCCUCCCUCAACCUGCGGGACUUGGACACCCGGGCCAGUGAGCUUGUCAUUGUGGUUACCAAAACCCCUGAGCAUG